Hylaeus volcanicus is the source of this 1364-nucleotide messenger RNA. It is a transcript of the gene MED27, whose product is annotated as mediator of RNA polymerase II transcription subunit 27. Bases 378 to 1256 code for a protein of 292 amino acids. The transcript is spliced from 4 exons. Gene Ontology annotation, molecular function: transcription coactivator activity. Lineage: Eukaryota; Metazoa; Arthropoda; Insecta; Hymenoptera; Colletidae. The record is from RefSeq and is a predicted model, not a curated record. Gene Ontology annotation, biological process: regulation of transcription by RNA polymerase II. Gene Ontology annotation, cellular component: mediator complex.
GUGGAUUAUUAAUUAAAAUCUUACGUUAUAAUGUUAUAAUCUAUGUACAAGACCUCUGAUGGCUCGUUAGAAAUAAAUUAUCAGUUUUGUAACGUUGUUAUAGUUCUGUUUACGUAGGGAUUCAUUCUGAUAAUUGAAAUAGAAACUUUUGUAGCUAUGAUAAACAUUUUACAACUGUCAUAUAUCAGUAAAUUUUAAAUAUUCAACUGAUUAAUAUCAUAACCAAGUAUCUAUUGCAUGUUAGUUUUGAUCAGUUUUGAUGGAAAACGUGUGUUUGUGCACUUGUGAGGUUAGAUACCGACAGUGUUUACAAUGAUACUUAGUUUAUUCUGUAGUUAAUAAAUUUGUAUUUUGUCCGUACAUUAAUAACGAUAAAAAUGGAGCAACUGCAGACUGCAUUGACAGCGAUUAAAGUAUUACGUUCUAGUGUAGGUCAAGUUUUCGAUUCUCUUGGAAAUGGAUUACGAGCCGACCAUGGAGAAGAAAAUAAAGAACAUAAAUACUUACACGAAUUGCAAGAACUUCUAACAACGGUCAGCGUUAAUUUAAGAGAUGUUGAACAAGCCGUAAGUAGUUUAAAUCCACCACCAGGACCAUUUAAUCUAGCAAGUACCGCAUACCUUAGUCAAGAGACGACACAAGAAAGACAAGCAUUAUAUGGUAUACUUGUCAAUAGCUACAAAUGGACUGACAAAAUUCACGAAUAUAGUAAUGUUGCUCAAACAUUACUUAGUCAAAAUUCAUUGAAAAGAUCUUACAUUAAUUCUAGUAGAACAAAAAGAGGCAGAGCCCAAACAAGCAAUCAUAAUGUACCUCAACAACAAGUUGAUUCUAUGAUUGCUACUUUUGAUAGACUUUUUAAUGAUAUGACUGUAUCCGUGUCAAGACCAUUCGCAUCGAAUGCAGUAUUACAUGUUACAUUAGGACACGUUUUAAAAGGUGUAGUAGCAUUCAAAGGUUUAAUGAUAGAAUGGGUAGUCGUUAAAGGUUAUGGAGAAACUAUGGAUCUAUGGACAGAGUCCAGACAUAAGGUUUUCAGAAGAGUGACAGAAAAUGCCCAUGCUGCAAUGUUACAUUUUUAUUCACCAGCAUUACCUGAACUAGCUGUUCGAUCAUUUAUGACUUGGUUCCAUAGUUUGAAUAAUUUAUUUAGCGAUCCAUGCAAACGUUGUGGCUUACAUUUACAUAGUGCUUUACCCCCAACAUGGAGAGAUUUUCGAACUUUGGAACCCUAUCAUCAAGAAUGUAAACCAUAAUAAUUUCCAUUAAAGCUCUCUGAAAAAAAAAAGGAUGAUAUUUGUAACAUAUAUUUAAUCCCUUAUUUUGUAAUAUACCUAUGAUAAUAAAGGAAGGAAUAAAUAAAA